UCUUCUCUUCUCCUCCCCGCAACAUUCAAUAAAAACACAUACAGUAAAUUGUAGAGAGAGAAACACACACAUUUUGAAUAACUGUGUGAGAGAGAAUUGAAAAAAAUAAAUUUGUGGUGUAAUGGAUAGAAGAGGAGGGUGUUGUAUUGCUAGAUAUGGAGGUGGGGGUGGAUAUAAUGAUAUGUCAAAAGUUGAUCAGAUAAUGCUUAGAUAUCGGCCGAUUGCACCAAAGCCUGUCGCCGCCGGUGGGUCUAAGCCGGAGAGUGCUGAGUUGUACGUUAAAAACGCCAGACCUAAGAGAAGGUACGUGAGAGACCAGAGUAAAAAGAGAAUAGGUACUGGGAAGAGGAAAGUUUCGCCGGAGAAGUCUAGUUCCGCUGGCUCAUCUUCCGGCGGAGAGACGGCGGUGACGUUGCCUCUGCUAUCGGAGGUUCCGGAGAGGAAGGAAUCUCCGGGGAGAGCGAGCAAGAACGCGCCGAUUUGGCUGAGUUUCGACCGGAAAGAGAUCGUGAGUGGGGAAGGCCACGUGGCGUUCCCGGUGGCCGAGCCGGCGAGAGUGCUGGUAAAGUCAUGCGUGAGAGUGGAGUGCGUGAUGGAUACGUGGGUGGAUAGGAAUGGGCUAGGGAAGACGGAUGGGGAGAAGGUGAGGAAUCUGGAGAGGGAUACGUGUCCGGGGUUUGUAUCGGACGGGUACAAUGGAGUGAGGUGGACGAACAAGGCGUAUAGAGAGAUGGUGGGGGAGGCUGAUGGGGAGAUGAUGGUGUGGGUGGUGAUGAAAGAUCUCGUGUUGUUGCCGUUGAUGAGUGAGGCCUUUACGUGCCGCGUGAGAGUUAGUUGUGGCAAGGAUGGAGGAUUCAUGAGUGCAAUGACGCUUCCCUGUGAUGUUUGGAGGAUGAGCAAUGGUGGCCUUGCCUGGAGGCUUGAUAUCAAAGCUGCUCUCUGCUUGGGUCGGUGAUCAUAUUUAAAUUUAUACUGUUUUACUUUACUUAUGUCAAAUAUAUAGCUCAGGGCUGAAAAAACGUACCCGAUAUAUCUCGUUUAAUUGCGACCCCCUGCUAAGGUUUGUGGAGAGUGGAAGGUCCAAACUAUCUUAUUAGUCCUUGGAUCUAUGGGGGUGGAAAGUUGUUGGUGCGAGAAAAGCUUCAUGUAAUGACCGAUGAAGAUUGUAAAGUUGUGCUAGAGUAUAACUUAUUCUAGCUACCUGGUUUUGUUUUCAUUUAGUAGGAUUUGAACGAAAUCAAGGUCUUGAAAGCGCUCUAGAUCAAAUGAGCAGGCUGGAGAAUGAAGUAGAUAGCUAGCCAGGCCAAGUAUAUACUCCUAGAACACUGAAUAAGUGCAUAUAUCUGGGCUUCAUGCCUUCUUGAGCUUUGAGCCCAGAUUCGUAGCUAGCUAGCUAGCUUUCAUCUCCGUGUACUUUAAAAAAAUUAACAUGGUUUGUGUGGUUUGACGGUUCGAUAUGAAAUAUUUUGAAGAUAAUAGAGUUUGCCAUAGAGUGUAUUUUA
Daucus carota subsp. sativus is the source of this 1502-nucleotide messenger RNA. RefSeq lists its product as uncharacterized. The transcript has a single exon. The record is from RefSeq and is a predicted model, not a curated record. NCBI's taxonomy places the organism in Eukaryota, Viridiplantae, Streptophyta, Magnoliopsida, Apiales, Apiaceae. The coding region runs from base 122 to 955 and encodes 277 amino acids.